Messenger RNA from Aspergillus heteromorphus CBS 117.55, 414 nucleotides. RefSeq lists its product as uncharacterized. The transcript has a single exon. The record is from RefSeq and is a predicted model, not a curated record. Bases 85 to 363 code for a protein of 92 amino acids. Lineage: Eukaryota; Fungi; Ascomycota; Eurotiomycetes; Eurotiales; Aspergillaceae.
CUCUAUCGGGGCUUCUGGUUCGCGUGCCAUCGUGGCAGUUGCAGGUCGGCUCGCUACUAAUUCGGACCGUCGGACUCGCCGGAUAUGCACAAUGUUGACGGCCAGUCGUGUCGCCAAGAGAGUCAGGAAGAUGACCAGGACCAAGGUCUGGGGUAUAUACAGUUCGGAGUCCCGACUCUGCGUCUGCUGCUGCUGCUGCUGCUGCUGCUGCUGCUGGUCCGGACUGGCGGACCCGAACGAGAUGGAAACAGACAUGGACAGCGGCGUGAAAGUGGACAGGACCCCCGCAGACGGGGACAGGUAAGACACCACCGGGCCCAGGGUCGCCACGAAGAUGGAGAGGAUGAGGAGAGGGACGGCUAGUCAUAAGACAGGGGUGGAUGAUGCUCGAGCGCGAGCGAGCCUUAUCGGGAG